CAUGACUUUAGCACCUGCCCAUUUCCGCACGCAUCUCAUUUCGCUCCUUGCUACAGCCGGUUGAAUUCAUCACGACACCUUUCAAUACUACUUGUGAACGAUUACAAUCAUGGGCCUGGUCGACUACUCCGACUCGGAAUCCGAGACCGAGACGGUGCAGCAGAAACCUACUCCGACCUUUGCUGCGCCCCCGACGAAGAAACCCUUCCAGAAACUCCUCGACCGUUCGUCUGGCACCGGCAAGAUUGUCGUCAACUUGCCAGCUGCGGGCGCUGCCACCGACGCUGAUGCCGACGAUGAUCAGCCUCCAGCGAAGCGCGCAAAGGUCACCGGCGGCAGCAGAUUCAGCAGCCUCGGCUCAUUUCUCCCACCUCCCAAGAAGACCGGCGCAACUGCUGCGCCGAAGAAAACAGGUUCAGCGCCCGCCCCCGGUGUGCAUCUGCGGACAGGUGCCGAGCCAGCAUUUGUCAGGGGCGGCGGUGAAGAAGAAGGAACGGUCGAGCUCGAUGGAGACGGGGCCGCGCCCUCUGGGGUAAACGUAAACGUACCUGCAACGAAUUCGAAAGCUCAGCCCGGCCCGUCAAUACCCGAGGGUCAAAAACCAGAAGAGGAGGUAAAGCUCGUUGGCAAACCGCUCAUGUUCAAGCCUCUCUCGGUCGCCAGGAAGAAGGCGCCGGCCAAGAACAAGAAGAAAGAUGCGGCUGCUGCUGGAGCUAGCCCAUCACCAGGCGGAGCGGCAGCCCCUUCCAACGGCCCUACGACGAGUACACCAGCUGCAACGUCAAACACAGCGCCCCCACAGAAGAAGAAGAUCUCUCUCUUCUCAAUAGGCGACGACGAUGACGAAUCCGCGUCUGCCGCGCCCACCACAACCGACUCCACGGGUACUUACGAACCUCUCUUCACCUCAGCCGAAAACGGAGGUGAAGGUGAAGAAGAUCCCGAAAGCGACGUAACCGCCGCUUACCCAACCUACCAACACCACCACUACCAACAACAACAACAACAACGACAACGACAACCGCCGCCCCAGCAACCAGCACAGGACGACGCCCUCUCGUCACUAGCCUCCAGCCUAUCCCCCGCAGCGCGGCGCGAGCUCUUUGGCCGCUCCUCCUUCUCCUCCUCCUCCAACAACAACAACAACCACCACCACAACAACGCAAAGGUGAUCAGCUUCGACAUGGAGCGCGAGUACGCGCACAACGAGGAGCUGCGGCAGUCGGGCGCGGGCGCCCAGCUGGCGUACAAUCCGGUCCGGUCCAUCGCGCCCGGCAAGCACAACCUCCGGCAGGUGGUCAACAUGGCGCAGAGCAACCGGGAGGCGCUCGAGGAGAGCUUCGCGCGGGCCAAGGCGAACCAGAGGGACGCGGCGGGGCGGUACGGGUGGUGAGAUUCUUACUGUUCUCCCACCUUUCCAAUUUCUACAGAACGAGCUCUUGUUUGUGACGAGGAGUUUGUACAAGGGGGCAUGGGAGGAUCCCGAAUCGGGCCGGUCCCGAAAAAAAGACGAAGGAGUUUUUGGGGUUGGGGGUGGGUGAGGGAGAGGGUUUUCAAAAUGGAUACCUAAUGUUGGAUGCCAAUCUUGGACGGAUGGAGUUUGUAUCUGUUGUUUCGAUAUUGUGCGCCGCUUUUGACGCAAACGCAAUCCUCCAAUGACGCAAAGGUCUGGACAUAUAUACGAUAGCGAUGUGCUCUAAUAUUAAGAUAUACACUCAAGAAG
This is a messenger RNA of Thermothelomyces thermophilus ATCC 42464, 1723 nucleotides long. RefSeq lists its product as uncharacterized. NCBI's taxonomy places the organism in Eukaryota, Fungi, Ascomycota, Sordariomycetes, Sordariales, Chaetomiaceae. The record is from RefSeq and is a predicted model, not a curated record. Gene Ontology annotation, cellular component: nucleus. The coding region runs from base 110 to 1393 and encodes 427 amino acids. The transcript has a single exon.